AUGGUUACUGAUAUCAAUAAUGUUCCAAUCGGCGAAGCACUUGAAAAGAAUGGCUACGUCGUGAUUGAUGGUCUUAUUCCAAUUGAUUCUUUCCAAAAGCUAACCGAUGCUUGCGAUCGUGUUGUAGACCGUGCUAGACGUGGUGACUGGAAAUACCGUCGCUUAGUAGGAACUCAGUUUCCUCCAUGGACAGAGGGCACAGACGUAUGGGGUGUUCAACAUUUGAUGCAUCCUGAAUUGAAAGAGUCAGUUUUUGCUGAAUGGUAUGGAUCAUCCCAGCUUUCAGAAGCUGUAUGCCAACUUUUAGGCACAAAACCCGAAGAGUUACAGCUGGAACUGUUCAAUCUUUUAAUUAACCCUCAGGAGUCUGAUUUUGACCUCACAUGGCAUCGUGACACUGUCCCUGCUGAGGCUUCAGAAGAAGAAGAAGCAAAGAUCCUUACUGUUUCCCACUAUGGUACACAAUGGAAUACGGCUUUAUAUCAAGACGAAUGUCUUUACGUUGUACCACAAUCCCACCGUCGUCUUCGCACAGAAAGAGAACGUGAUAUUACUAUAAAUGAUCCCAAAAGUCACGAUAUGCCUAAUAUGCUCAAGGUAGUCUUAAAGCCAGGUCAGACUGUGUUUUAUGAUAACAAUAUUCUUCAUCGUGCUGCCUACUCCAAAGCCAAUAAGAGAGCUACGUUGCAUGGCUGUAUGGGUACAAUCACAGGUGGUGAUCAUCGUGCUGCCAGUAUUUUUCAACAUGGUCUUGACUGGAUGAAUACUCCCGAGUUUAAGAACUCUUUACCUCCUUCUUUGGAUCAGUCGUACAAGAACACUCUUGCUAUGGCUGAAAGUGCUGGAUUGAGCCAAAUGACCGCCUCUCCUAUCCAUUGA
Messenger RNA from Mucor mucedo, 879 nucleotides. RefSeq lists its product as uncharacterized. The transcript has 3 exons. The coding region runs from base 1 to 879 and encodes 292 amino acids. The record is from RefSeq and is a predicted model, not a curated record. Lineage: Eukaryota; Fungi; Mucoromycota; Mucoromycetes; Mucorales; Mucoraceae.